Molecule: messenger RNA, 1350 nt
Organism: Danio rerio (zebrafish)
Lineage: Eukaryota; Metazoa; Chordata; Actinopteri; Cypriniformes; Danionidae
Gene: b3galt11
Product: beta-1,3-galactosyltransferase 11
Biological process (GO): glycoprotein biosynthetic process
Cellular component (GO): Golgi membrane; membrane
Molecular function (GO): hexosyltransferase activity
Source: RefSeq, marked predicted
AACGGCAGGAUCGUGAAACACACUCAUACAGACAACAAACACACCGCUGAUCGCCAGGAGAGCUGCUGCUGUUACCCCGUACUUGAAUCCUGUCAUCGGGGUCAACUUCUCUGUGCAUCUCAUGUCCGCCAAAGUACAUGGCGAGCUACCGGACAAACUGGUAACAGCGGGAAAGCCAUUCUUACGGAGCUGUGUCUCGUUUGGUCAGAUGUCCUGUAAGAAGUGGCUGCUGGUUUGUUUCCUGGUUCCAGGAAUUGCUUUAAUGAUUUACCUCGGCCACAGCCCUUUGACGAAACCCUGGCAUCACGCAUCAGUGCAGAGAGAAGCACAAAGACCAAACGCAGACUCUCCAAACACUGAAGAAGAUCCUGGGUUGUACCAUGUUGCCUACCCUCGAAAUUACAAAUUCAUCAUAAACCAACCGGGGAUAUGUGAAGAGCGAAAACCCUACGUGGUGAUAAUUGUCCCUGUGCCACCUCAUGAUUUUAAUGCACGCAAUGGAAUCAGGAACACAUGGGCCGGAGAAAAGGUUGUUGAGGGCAAAGAGGUGCUUGUUCUGUUUAUUUUGGGCUUACAUAGUGGAGAUGAUGAAGAAACGUUGCAGGAGCAACUGCGUAACGAGAGCCAGCAAUACAAAGACCUUCUGCAGAGCAACUUCCAGGACAGCUACAGGAACCUGACCAUUAAAACCAUGAUGAUGAUGGAGUGGCUCAGCAGGGAUUGUCAACAGGCGUCUUACGCAGUAAAAGUGGACGCUGAUGUGCUCCUCAAUGUGAACAACCUAAUCAAUAUGCUUGUGAGUCUAAACACAGUGCAGAGCAACUACAUGACUGGGUUAGUGUGGGAUGCUAGUCCUGUCAUUCGAGAUUCCUCCAACAAGUUUUUCCUCCCCUACGAUGUUUACCCUAAAUACGCAUAUCCUCCUUAUCCUCUGGGCAUGUGUUACAUCAUUUCUUUGGACCUGCCUCAAAAGUUUCUCAAGGAGUCGAAGAAAAUUAAGCCUCUAUAUAUUGAAGAUGCGUAUCUAGGAAUGUGUUUGGAGCAUUUAGGUAUCGCCCCUGUCAAACCUCCAAACAUGGAUCAGUUUGUGGUAAAGCCACCGCAAUACAAUCGCUGUUACUUUUCCCGACUCAUAGCAGUACUGACUGAUAACACAAAUCAGAUGACCUCUUUUUGGACGGAUAUUCAUUUGACCAGCAGCCCUUGCUGAGCUGGGAAUCUUACUAAAUAGUAGGCUAUAUUGCAAUAUGAUAUUAUGUUUGGUUGUGUGUCUUUUAUGCCUGUGUGUGUAUGUGAACGAAACGGUUUGGUUUAUCAUGACAAGUAUUAAUUGUGGUUCCCCUGCACAAG